Molecule: messenger RNA, 483 nt
Organism: Pistacia vera
Lineage: Eukaryota; Viridiplantae; Streptophyta; Magnoliopsida; Sapindales; Anacardiaceae
Product: TMV resistance protein N-like
Exons: 1
Coding region: 1-483 (160 amino acids)
Biological process (GO): signal transduction
Source: RefSeq, a predicted model, not a curated record
AUGGCUUUUGCUUCGUCUUCUCCUUCUCAUGUGAAAUAUGAUGUUUUCCUUAGUUUCAGAGGUGAGGACACUCGUGAUGGUUUUACCAGCCACCUCAAUGCCGCUUUGUGUCGGAGAAACAUUUUAACUUUCAUUGAUGAUAAACUUGAAAGAGGAGAUGAGAUCUCACAAUCUCUUUUGAAUACAAUUGAAUCAUCUAAGAUUUCAAUUAUCAUCUUCUCUAAAGACUAUGCUUCUUCUAGAUGGUGUCUCGAAGAACUCGUAAAGAUCGUCGAUUGCAAGGAAAAGUACGGUCAGAUUGUGAUACCGGUUUUCUAUCAUGUAGAUCCAUCAGAUGUAAGGAAGCAAAUGGGGACAUUUGGAGAUGCAUUUGUUAAGCAUGAAGUGCGAUUUAGGAAGGGGCAAAAGAUGUUGAAGAGAUGGAGGAAUGGUUUGACAGAAGCAAGCAAUAUAUCUGGCUUUGAUUCAAAAGUCAUUAGGUAA